Messenger RNA from Conger conger (European conger), 3300 nucleotides. RefSeq names its product molecular chaperone MKKS-like. The coding region runs from base 804 to 2516 and encodes 570 amino acids. The record is from RefSeq and is a predicted model, not a curated record. Gene Ontology annotation, cellular component: cytoplasm; kinociliary basal body; nucleus. Gene Ontology annotation, molecular function: ATP binding. Lineage: Eukaryota; Metazoa; Chordata; Actinopteri; Anguilliformes; Congridae. The transcript is spliced from 5 exons. Gene Ontology annotation, biological process: chaperone-mediated protein complex assembly; protein folding; developmental process.
UCUGCAAAACUACAUUAGGAUAAUCAGAGGAUUUCGAUCGUUCUGAAAAAGGACCAAACGAAAAUUCUCCAUAGCAACCACUGAUAGUGCCAUCAACAAGAUAUGUAAAACAAUUUCACAAGGCAUGUGUGAACUCAACAACAAUUGCAGGAACCUUCUGAAACUAUGCCCAGUAGUAAUCGGAACUAUAUAAUUCACCGAGGAAAUAAUUAUGUAUGCUUACUCUGGUAAGAAGGAUGAUUACCAUCAGGUGGCACCAUGUUACUCUUGGUCGUAGUUUAGCCAGCAUGGCUAGCUAGAUUACCUAUUUUUUAUAAACAUUACAGUUAGCUAGAUAGCUGGUUGUCAUUCGUAAUUCACAGUACAGCCAGUAAAAUGCGUUUGGAUUAGGUUUUCGUUCAUUGGCAUGGAGCUCAUUGGCCAGUGCGCUAAUGUUACUCUAGUUUUGUUCAUUAGCUAGCUAGCUAGCCCCAUAUAAAUUAUUGCCAGGAAUAGUGAACCGUUAAUUUAGCUGACUAUAGCUAGCUAGCUGUAAUCCCGUCUCAGUAUUGUUAGAAGAAAAACAUGCACAAUUAUUUUCCUGCGUGCAUUGAUUGUAUGUUUAGUCUUAGCAGUGCAAUGCGUCCUAGACAUAUCUAACUCAGUUAGUAACUGUGGGCACCUGACUUUGGAAUCUAAGGACCAAAUCACAUCCUAAGUUACACCAGAAAGGUAGCUAGCUAGAUUUCUGGAUGUUUCGUGCAUAUAUUCAGACUCAUGCUCAUGUUUAAGCAUCCACCUCCUGUGGUGUGGUGUUUGGGAAGAUGUCCCGCCUCGCCCAGAAGCAGCCGUCUGUCUGCACCAGCGACCCUCUGACAGAUGACGAGGUCUGCCGUAAGAUGGCCGUUCUGCGGCAGGUCCUGGCCUCCAGCUUCGGGCCCUGUGGCCGGCUCAAGCAGGUCCACAACAGUGUGGGGGGCCCCGUCCUGACCACCUCCACCUCGGGCGUGCUCCUGAGGGCCCUCACCCUGUCCCACCCCAUCCCCAAACUACUGACCGCCUCCGUGCUCCACCACGUCUCCCGCUACAGCGACUGUGGCCUGUUCGCCGGCAUCGUGGCGUCCGCCCUGGUGGACCACGCCCGAGGGCUCUCCGUCCAGCCCGCCACGGUCGCCCUCGCGUACAGGCACCUCCUGGGCCUGUGCAGCGACUACCUCAGCCGGGACGACUGCGGCUGCAAGGUGCCGGUGGAUUUGGGCAGCAGCCGAGACCUGCUAGCCUUGGCGCGGACCGUCGUAGCGGCUAAACCGGCCUGCAUGCUGACGGACGCAGAGGCCCGGCACGUCAGCACCCAGGUGGUGCGGGCCUUCCUCCACACGGUGCCCUGCAGCGCCCCGGGGCCCGUGUCCCUGGGGAAGGUGGCGGUGGUUUCCGUCGAGGGUAGGCCCGUGGGGGACGCCGCGGUGUUCCCGGGGCUGCUCGUGGACGCGCCCGAAUCGCUCGGCCCCGCCGACGUCGAGCAGCCGGCGGAGGGGCCCCUCAGGCUGGCCCUGUUCAGCGCCUCGCUGGCGGGGGACCUCCCGGAGGCAGGGGAGGGGACGCUGGAGGUGGACCGGGAGGUCAGCCUGGAGGAGACGGUCCUGGAGCAGCUGCUGGGGUUGGGGGAGCAGGCGGUGCGGGACGGGGUGCGGGUGCUGGCCUGCCAGCGGGUGGUACACCCCGUGCUGCAGCAGUACCUGAGGAGGAGAGGCGUGGUCGUGCUGGAGAGGCUGGGCAUCGCCCUCAUGGAGCCACUCUUCCGGCUGUCGGGGGCCCAGGCGGUGGGCUCGUUCCGGACCCCAGUCCCGGUCCAGUGCUACGGGCAGCUCGCUGGGCUGGCGCUGCAGCGUUGCGGGUCCAGAGAGAUGCUCCAGCUGCUGCCCUGCGGGGACCCCUCCUGCUGCACCCUGCUGCUCUGCCAUCGCACCGACACCGCCCUCAGCGAGCUCAAGGUGGCGUGUGAGAGCGCGGAGCACGUCCUGAGACAGACGCUGAAGGAGCCCUGGGCCCUGCUGGGAGGAGGGUGCACCGAAACACACCUGAGCGCCUACAUCAGAUACCAGGUACACCGUGCGUCCGACGCCGCUGCCGAGCUGCACUGCACGCGCUCAGACUACCUCCUGGCGGCCGAGGCCUUCCGGCGCUCGCUGGUCGCCGUGGCGACGGCGCUGGAGCACGACGGCGGGGCGCGGCUGGUGGACCUGUCCCACGGACACUGCUGGGCCGUCGCUGAGGGAGCGGCCCCCGCGGGCCCCUGGAGGGACGUGCUGGGGCCCUGCGGGUGUGGGGCCACCCCCCCCCGGGGAGGGCUGGAGUGGAGCCCUCUCAGCACGGAGCACCCCGCCUUCUCACCGGCGCCCCCUGUGGCCACAGACGGCACUGACGCCCAGCCGCGAGUGCUCGACUCGUUUCCCGCCAAGCGCAACGCUCUGCAGGUCGCCGUGGAGACAGCCAAUCUCAUCCUGGACCUGAAGUACAUCGUCCAGGAUGUCAACUGACCCGGGUUUUGUGUUGUAGUUUGAUGUUCGUACUUUUGCUCGUUGGAAUAGGUGGGAGUGACUCCUCGGCAGGGGACAGCAUUCGCAUAACUCGGCACUCCAGAACAAGGGGCAGAGAUUCACCGGCACAAUAUGAACACGGAUGUUUUAUUGUUUGUGGCAUGCAAAGCUGUUUUGCUAAAUAUAGCACAAUCUGGCUUAAGAGGGUAAAUACUCCCUCCAAAUACCAAAAGAAAAAUGUACAGCUUUGACAAUUAAACAGGAUUGCAAUUGUGGUUGAAACAAAAACCAGCAUACACAGGGACGUUCACCAUCAUGAAUGUAGUACUAAGAUUUCAACACUAGAUGGCAGCAUUGACUGGUAAUAAUUGGUUGAUCUUACGCUGUUGUGGUGCUGUAACUAGUUUUGCUAUUACAAUUCUACUAUUACUAUUGUAGGUGACAGUACUGCAAAGUAUUAAUAAUAAUGAAUAAUUACAAAAGUUUGGAGGAAAGAAAAUUGUGUUUUAAAAAAACAUUCAGGUCAAUCUUCUUUCUUCAUGCUACAUAAGCUAUUUUGUUAAAGAUAUAGCUACCAAAUUUUACUUGGUGCUUCUUUACCAGAAUAGCUGGUUAUAUUUGAUAUUUAUAUAUUUUGUUAUAUAUAUUUUAUCAGGUCUUUUAAGUGCAGAAAUAGCGACAAAUAAAAUUCUGAAUUUCCCAGCAUAUACACAUACAUCGUAUACUUGUAUAUGUACUUUCUAACAAGGAAACCGAGGAAACUGACAAUGUGUUGCUUUGUUUG